Molecule: messenger RNA, 1128 nt
Organism: Mus caroli (Ryukyu mouse)
Lineage: Eukaryota; Metazoa; Chordata; Mammalia; Rodentia; Muridae
Gene: Igfbp7
Product: insulin like growth factor binding protein 7
Biological process (GO): regulation of cell growth; regulation of signal transduction
Cellular component (GO): extracellular region
Molecular function (GO): insulin-like growth factor binding
Source: RefSeq, a predicted model, not a curated record
CCCGGACUGCUCACUCGCGCGCUCGCAUCCAGCCACCCGAUGAUGGAGCGGCCGCCGCGCGCCCUGCUGCUGGGUGCAGCCGGACUGCUGCUCCUGCUCCUGCCCCUCUCCUCUUCCUCCUCUUCGGAUGCCUGCGGCCCGUGCGUGCCGGCCUCCUGCCCCGCGUUGCCCCCGCUCGGCUGCCCGCUGGGUGAGACCCGCGACGCGUGUGGCUGCUGCCCCGUGUGCGCUCGCGGCGAGGGUGAGCCGUGCGGGGGCGGCGCGGCCGGCAGGGGGCACUGCGCGCCCGGCAUGGAGUGCGUGAAGAGCCGCAAGAGGCGGAAGGGUAAAGCCGGGGCAGCAGCCGGCGGUCCCGCGACCCUCGCCGUAUGCGUGUGCAAGAGCCGCUACCCCGUGUGCGGCAGCGACGGCAUCACCUACCCCAGCGGCUGCCAGCUGCGCGCCGCCAGCCUGCGCGCCGAGAGCCGCGGGGAGAAGGCCAUCACCCAGGUCAGCAAGGGCACCUGCGAGCAAGGUCCUUCCAUAGUGACGCCCCCCAAGGACAUCUGGAACGUCACUGGUGCCAAGGUUUUCUUGAGCUGUGAAGUCAUCGGGAUCCCAACCCCUGUCCUCAUCUGGAACAAGGUAAAAAGGGAUCACUCUGGAGUUCAGCGGACAGAACUCUUGCCUGGUGACCGGGAAAACCUGGCCAUUCAGACCCGGGGUGGUCCAGAAAAGCAUGAAGUAACGGGCUGGGUGCUGGUAUCUCCUCUAAGUAAGGAAGACGCUGGAGAGUAUGAGUGCCACGCAUCCAAUUCCCAAGGGCAGGCUUCAGCGUCAGCCAAAAUUACAGUGGUUGAUGCCCUACAUGAAAUACCACUGAAAAAAGGUGAAGGUGCUCAGCUAUAACCUGCGAAUCCAUGAGCCUCUGUAGCUAAAGGUGCUCUCAGACAGCCGACAGCUAGAACCCUGCUCUUGCCUGACACACUUCUCUUAACCUAACCCACUAACACUUUAUUACAGCCAGCUGGUUUUACACAGGGAAAUCAAAGAUAACACAUCAAGACUAUCUACAAAAAUUUAUUAUUUACAGAAAAAAGCAUGCGUAGUUUUAAACAAAACAAAUAAAAUUCUUAUCACAACAGUAAA